This is a messenger RNA of Vespa velutina, 1350 nucleotides long. RefSeq names its product putative gustatory receptor 28b. The transcript is spliced from 7 exons. Gene Ontology annotation, cellular component: axon; membrane; dendrite. Gene Ontology annotation, biological process: sensory perception of taste. NCBI's taxonomy places the organism in Eukaryota, Metazoa, Arthropoda, Insecta, Hymenoptera, Vespidae. The coding region runs from base 1 to 1350 and encodes 449 amino acids. The record is from RefSeq and is a predicted model, not a curated record.
AUGAGAAAUUUAAUUGAGAGAAUUAUAAAAAAAAUAAAAAUUCGAAGUAUCUUCAAAAUUUACAAAGCACCAUCGAGAAGUAUGGAUGAUGUUUUACGACCGAUCUAUAUUCUAAGCAAUAUCUUUGGAUUGCGUGUUUUUGAAUUUUCACAAGAUCAUUCAAGACCAAUACUUAGUUUUAUUUAUUCUACAUCACUUUACUGUCUGUAUUCUGCCAGUUGGUUUUAUUAUAAAAGAUGGAAUAUGAACAUAAAAAUAUUUGAAUUAGAUAGAACUAUAUCUUAUUAUCCAAUUAUUAGUAAUCAAAUGGUGAUAUUGGUGAUACUUCUGAUGGGAUUAUAUCACAGCAAGGCGAUGAAAUUAUGUACAAAACGGAUAAACGAGAUCGACAAAACGCUUCGAGCUUUAGGCUCGUCGGCAUCAUUCAGCUACAUUUACAAAAGAACGAUUAUUGACUUAGUAAUCGUUAUUAUUUACGUGGUUUUUUUCAUGUUGAUAAUUAUUCUAAGAAAGGUUUUAACAGGUCAAACGAAUUACAAAUCGUGCAUAAUAGUUUACUUUCUCUUACAUAUAUAUUCUUUCAUAAUCGAAUUUUUAUUGGUCUUCGAAUUCCUUACCGUUGUAAGAUGCAUCAAAUUGGAAUUUCAACGAGCGAACGAACUUCUUGCCGAUGUCACUGUGCUAUCUGUUUCUUCAAUUGCUUCGGAAUUACGUGAACCCAGAGAAGCUGAUAGUUCUUUUUCUAUAGAACGAUCUCUUCCUGUCUAUACGAAAAAUUUAUUUAUCGUUGCACUCUCAUUAAGACAAAGGCAAUUGCAAUUACAAAUUUCGAGUAACAAAAUAAAUAGAAGUAGAACGUUGUUACGAACUAUCAGACAGGUUCAUCUGGAGUUAUACAGAAUAUCCAAAAAUCUUAGUAAUAUGUACGGCAUACAGAUAUCCCUAGAAAUUGCGAUAUGUAUUUUUCUAUAUACAUAUGUGUUAUACUGUUUUUAUGUGGAGUACAAGAAAGAAACGUACAAAAUGAGUUUUCAAUUCAUUCUAACAAUUUUGUGUUGUUUACAAUAUAGUAUGAAGAUCUUUAUCGUCAAUUAUAUUUGUGACAAAACAACGAAAGAGGCUGAACGCACCAGCGAAAUUAUUUACACAUUUUAUGGUGACAAUAAAGAUAUCGAUAUACAAAGAGAGGUAGAAAUAUUUUCUUUGCAAAUGAUGCAAUGUCGUAAUUUAUAUUCCGCAUUUGGUUUAUAUAAUCUUAAUUGCAAACACAUUUGUUCGUGUAUUGGAAUUAUAACAACGUACAUAGUUAUAAUCAUACAAGUAACCGAUGCUAUAAAAGAAAGAUCAUAA